Pogoniulus pusillus (Red-fronted tinkerbird) is the source of this 5066-nucleotide messenger RNA. It is a transcript of the gene DIAPH3, whose product is annotated as diaphanous related formin 3. The coding region runs from base 235 to 3810 and encodes 1191 amino acids. NCBI's taxonomy places the organism in Eukaryota, Metazoa, Chordata, Aves, Piciformes, Lybiidae. Gene Ontology annotation, biological process: actin cytoskeleton organization; actin filament polymerization. Gene Ontology annotation, molecular function: actin binding; small GTPase binding. The transcript has 28 exons. Gene Ontology annotation, cellular component: actin filament. The record is from RefSeq and is a predicted model, not a curated record.
CCCCGGCUCCGAGGUGGCUGUGUGGUUGUCGGGGGCAGCCGCUGCCGGGAUUAGACGCUGCUCGCUAAAUCCUUGGCUGCGUUGAGGCGGCGGCGGCUUUAAUCCUGAGCUCCCCUUCCACUCCCCGCGCCCAGUUAAGCCGCGCUAAUCGCAGGCGCCUGGCUCGGCCGGGGCCGCCAGGCCUGGGCCCGAUCGCGGGCAGUGGGCUCGCUCCAUCGCCUCUCGGGCGCAGCCAUGGAGCAGCGGCGGGUGCGGCCGCGGUACUGCGCCCCGUCUUCGCCACCAGGUCGCAGCGGGAGGGAGAACAAGGGGCUCCGUCGGAAAGGCCCGUUGGGGACCGGGAGCGCUGGCGGCUUUGAGGAGUCGGUGGCGGACGGCAGGAAACCCAAAUUCCUGGAUAGAUUUGCCAGUAUAAGAAUUCCAGGAAGUAAAAAGGAAAGACCUCCUCUGCCACAUAUGAAGCAGUCACAUUCUACAGACUGGUCAUCCACAUCUCUGGAUGCAGAGGAUUUUGCUCCAAAGCCCCUGUCAGAAAGAGAAAUCAUAGCAUUGUUUGAAAGAAUGAUGGAAGAUAUGAAUUUAAAUGAAGACAAGAAGAUGCCAUUGAGAGAAAAAGAUUUUAAUACCAAAAAAGAAAUGGUGAUGCAAUAUAUUAGUACUGCUUCAAAAUCUGGAAGUCUCAAGAACAGUCGGAAGAUUUCACCGCAGGAGUUUAUUCAGGAAUUAAAAUCUGGGUCGAUAGAUGAAAGGCUAGUCACUUGCUUAGAAUCUCUUCGUGUGUCCUUGACUAGUAAUCCUGUCAGCUGGGUUGAAAACUUUGGCCGUGAAGGUCUGGGGCUGCUGUUGGAUGUUUUGGAAAGAUUGGUGGAGGUGAAAAACCAGGACAAAGUUGUGAAGAGGAGUCAGCAUAAGGUUGUACAGUGUUUGAGAGCCUUCAUGAAUAAUAAGUAUGGAUUGGAAAGAAUUAUGGGAGAAGAGAGGAGCCUUUUGUUGCUGAUCAAAGCAAUUGAUCCCAAGCAAACUAACAUGAUGACGGAUAUAGUUAAGCUCCUUUCUGCAAUGUGCAUUGUUGGAGAGGAAAACAUCCUUGAAAAAAUUUUGGAAGCUAUAACGGCAGCAGCAGAGGAAAGGAAUGUUGAUAGGUUCUCUCCUAUUGUAGAAGGUCUUCAGGAUAACUCAGUUCAGCUGCAAGUGGCUUGCAUGCAGCUUAUCAAUGCUCUUGUUACAUCUCCUGAUGACUUGGAUUUUAGACUUCACAUCAGAAAUGAAUUUAUGCGCAGUGGAUUGAAAGAUGUAUUGCCACAAUUGAGAUGUAUAAAGAAUGAAGCACUAGAUAUUCAGCUGAAAGUGUUCAAUGAGCAUAAGGAAGAAGACAUGAUUGAAUUCUCUCAUCGUUUAGAAGAUAUUAGGUCUGAACUAGAUGAAGUAAAUGAUGUUUACAACAUGGUGUGGAAUACAGUUAAGGACACUAGUGCUGAAGGAUAUUUUCUUUCUAUUCUCCAACAUCUUCUGCUGAUAAGAAAUGAUUAUUUUAUACGUCCUCAGUAUUUCAAAUUAAUUGAAGAGUGUGUGUCCCAGAUAGUGCUACACAGAAGUGGAACAGACCCUGAUUUCACCUAUCGUAAAAGAUUAGAUAUAGAUUUCAGCCAUCUACUAGAUAUUUGUGUAGAUAAAGCAAGAUUAGAAGAAUGUGAAGAGAGAGCUUCUGAACUUUCCAGAAAAUUUGAAAAAGAUUUUAUAGUUCAUCAGGAGACUCAGGCACUACUGCAAAAGAAAGAAGAAAGAAUCAAUGAACUUGAAGCAGAAUUGCAGGCUUUUAAAUCACAGUAUGGCUCCAUGCCACCGGGUUUUCCACCACCAGCACGUGGAGAUGCAUCUGUUGUUCCACUGGAAGGUGUAGGACCACAUCAACUUCUGCCUCCUCCUCCACCACCAUUGCCUUCUAAUGGAGCAAUUCUACCACCACCGCCACCGCCUCCACCACCACCUUUGAAUGGAUUUGGAGUUCCUGUGGCUUUUGGAGGUGCUCCUCCACCACCACCUCUACCAGGCCUGCCUGGGGUCCAGUGGUCUCCACCUUCAUGUACUUUGCCAUUUGGAAUGAAGCCUAAAAAAGAAUUUAGACCUGAGGUUACCAUGAAACGACUCAACUGGUCCAAGAUUAGGCCUCAGGAAAUGACAGAAUCCUGUUUUUGGGUUAAAGCAGAAGAGGACAAGUAUGAGAAUGCUGACAUGCUUUGCAAGUUGGAACUUAAGUUUUGUUGUCAAAAAAGGGGAUGUGAGCUGAACUCUCCUGAAGAAGUAUCACUGAAAAAAGAUGAGGAGGAUUUUGAAGAGAGGAAAUCGAUUAAGAAACGAAUCAAAGAAUUGAAAGUUUUGGACCCAAAGAUUGCACAGAACCUGUCAAUUUUCCUUGGCUCUUUCCGAGUGCCUUAUGAGGAAAUAAAAAUUAUGAUAUUGGAAGUAGAUGAAACACAGUUGUCAGAAUCCAUGAUUCAGAAUUUAAUAAAACAUCUUCCUGAACAAGAACAAUUGAAUGCAUUGUCCAAGUUCAAGAGCGAGUAUAAUAAUUUGUCUGAGCCAGAGCAGUUUGGAAUUGUGAUGAGCAACGUGAAGAGACUGCGGCCACGGCUCAGUGCUAUUCUUUUUAAGCUUCAGUUUGAAGAGCAGGUGAACAACAUCAGACCUGACAUCAUGGCUGUCAGUGCUGCCUGUGAAGAGAUAAAGAAGAGUAAAAGCUUUAGCAAGCUGCUGGAACUAGUGUUGUUAAUGGGAAACUACAUGAAUGCAGGCUCUCGGAAUGCACAGACCUUUGGAUACAAUCUCAGCUCCCUAUGUAAACUGAAGGACACAAAGUCAACAGAUCAGAAAACAACAUUGCUCCAUUUUCUUGUAGAAGUGUGUGAAGAAAGAUAUCCAGAGGUCCUGAAUUUUGUUGAGGAUUUUCAGCAUUUAGAUAAAGCAAGUAAAGUGUCGGCAGAAAACCUGGAAAAGAGCUUGAAGCAUAUGGAGCAGCAACUCCAACAGCUUGAGAAGGAUCUGCAGACUUUUCCCAUUUCUGAAGAUAAGCAUGAUAAGUUUGUAGCAAAAAUGUCAAGCUUCCUACUUCAUGCCAGAGAGGAUUUUCAGAAACUUUCACGGAUCCAUGAGAACAUGGAAAAACUCUAUCAGAAUGUGAUGGGAUAUUACGCCAUUGAUCUGAAGAAAGUUUCAGUGGAGGAGUUUUUGACGGACUUGAACAACUUCAGGACAAUGUUCAUGGAAGCAGUAAAGGAGAACAUGAGAAGAAGAGAAGCAGAAGAAAAACAGAGGCGUGCUAAAAUAGCUAAGGAGAAAGCCGAGAAAGAAAAGCAAGAGAGGCAACAAAAGAAAAAGCGCUUGCUGGAAAUGAAAACAGAGGGUGAGGAGACUGGAGUGAUGGAUAGCUUGUUGGAGGCCUUGCAAUCAGGUGCAGCUUUUCGAGACCGAAGGAAAAGGAUACCAAGGUCUAAAGACACGCCACAAAAUCUCAGUCCAACCACACAACGGCCUGUGCUGAAAGCUUGUAACCAUGAGAACCAGAAAGGACAACUGGAGAAGUCAUGUUCACACCACAAUAUCAGUUUAAACUUGACAAGAAGCCCAGUCACCAAAGAAGUUACUUAUGAUGUGGAAACAAGUUCUACGGCAUGGAAUAAGGCUGUUGGCAGAAGGGAAGGCUGUCAUGGAGAAGGCAACAAAGAAAGGAAAACAGAUCGUGUCGGGUCUCCUUCUAAGGGGGAAGCUAUUCCAGAAGUAGAAGCGCUCCUGGCAAGACUACGAGCGCUAUAGAGUGUAGUGGAUUGAAUCAGAGCUGUAGUAGCCUACACCUGUAAAGAUACUCCAAUUUUCUGUUACUGCCAUCACACCAUUCUGAGUCCCCAACUCCUCUGUGGACAAACGAUCGACUUUUAAACCGUUUGCGUGCAAGAUUGUGCAAAAUGAUGCCGCAGUUCUGCGUCAUUGCAAGGUUAUUUUUAUUACAUGUUUUUAGCUACUGAGCAUACAAAAAAUCUCAGAAGAAAACAAGUUGUACAUUAUUCCACGACACAAUUCUCUUAGUAGACAAACUGCUGACCACGUGUUUUGAGAGCUUCUCCAAAUAGAAUACCUUUUAAAUACUGUUAAGUCCUCAUGCCUUGGAAUAAGGGGCAGUAAGUAACAGGAAAAAGUGUUCUUGUAUUUUCUACUGCAGUUUCUGUAUGUAAGAGUUUUUUUAGCACCUAAAAGGUAUUAUAGCAGCAUCCUUUGCAAUUAUGCUAAUAGGAAAAAUGUGUCCUGCAAAUCAUCCAUAUUCCACUUUGAGAUCGUCCCAGAGCACCAAAGCUCACUGAAUUUUGUACGUAUACAAAAAUGGAAAUCCAUGGCGGUAGAGAAGAAAUCUAUGCAAACUAUAUACUUUAUGUGUGAUUAAUCUCUCACCCUUGUUAAGCUUAGUUAUGAUUAUUAUAUAAAAAUAAUAUAUACCAUUUCUGUGAUUGCAAGGCUUUUGCAAUUGUGUUCAUAGCGGGGGGGUGGGGGGAGGGAAAUAUCUUCACAGUUAUUUACCAGAGCAAUACUUUAUCUUUUCGCCUGUGAGUUAAUACGUUUCUAUAAAAGGAACAUGUAAUGGAAACGGUUUUUACAACUGAUUUUGCACAAACUCAUUUUCCAGUAGCCUCUGAAGUCUUACUUGCUAGCACAGUAAGCAUCUUGCACAGAACUGCGUCUCUUGUAUCGUGCUGCCGUUGUGCACUGUUACGUCUUCGCUAUUGUAUUUAUGAAUCGCGCAUCAUAAAGGAUCGCUGCCUGUUCCCAGGAAGCUACUAUUAGCAUCUUUGUUCCGUCAUUUAAAUCUUCCUUAUUGUAAGAGUGUAUUAAGUAUCUCAUAUCUUUCUUCUGAAUCACUCUAUUUUUCUUUACAAAACGCUGAGAAUUAUCUCUCUCAGUAAGAGUCAGUUAGAGGAAAACAGUGUUUCAAUGCUCCAGCGCUUUUUACAUCAUCCCUGUUUCAAUUGCCUUCGUACUUCCUGCACUACAUAUUAAUAAAGUUCAUUAGAACUCUGAAA